UCAGCUAAGAUUUAUUUUUUCACUACACAAUACAAAUGGAGCUAACUAUUCUUCUUUGUGCUCUACUUCUAGUUUUGCCUUUACUUGUUACUAAAUUGUAUAAAGAGUGUAAUAGUAAGAAAAAAUUACCUCCAGGCCCUUGGAAACUCCCAUUGAUAGGAAACUUACAUCAUCUUAUUGAUUGGCAAUCAUCUGAGUUACUACCUCAUCGUACUCUUGCUAAAUUAGCAUCAAAACAUGGAGAUUUAAUGCACAUGAAACUCGGUGAACGCGAAGCCAUUGUUGUAUCAUCACCUCAAAUGGUUAGAGAAGUGAUGAGAAAACAUGAUCUCAUCUUCUCUAAUCGGCCAACGCUUUUGGUUGGAACAGAAAUGUUUUAUGACCAUGCUGAUAUGGGAUUUUGUAACUACGGUGAUUUCUGGAGACAAAUGCGUAAAAUUUGUAUUCAGGAAUUACUUAGUCAUAAAAAUAUUCAGUCAUUUUAUCCCAAUAUGAUGAAUGAGAUAACUAAUCUUGUUAGUUGUAUUAAAAGUAGUGCUUCUGAGGGUGGAAGUUCAAUCAACAUGACGGAAACGUUGUCUUUGUACACAAAUUCGAUUAUUUGCAAAGCAAGUGUAGGCAGGGCUUGUAAGAAUCAGGGGUCUUUGAUUGAGAUCAUGAGGACAGUGGCUGCUUCAGCUGGAGUGUUUGAUCUCGCGGAUCUUUUUCCAUCGAUGAAGAUGAUUCAUUUCAUUAGUGGAUUAAAAUACAAACUGCGGAAAAUGCAUGAUGAGGUUGAUGUUGUUUUAGAAGAAAUUAUCAAUGAACAUGAAUCCCAAAAUAGCGAGACCUCAGAAGAAGAUAUAGUUGAUGUUCUCUUAAGGCUUCAAAAGAGCCAAGAUUUUUCAAUUCCUAUCACAAGAGAUAAUAUCAAGGCUAUAAUCAUUGACUUGUUUGCAGGAGGAUCUACAACUUCAGCAUCAACAAUGGAAUGGGCUUUCUCAGAACUAAUGAAAAAUCCCGAAAUAAUGAAGAAAGCACAGGAUGAAGUAAGACAAGUAUUUAAAGGAAAGGAAACUACAAUCGAUCAAGCCGAUAUUCAGAAACUCAAAUACAUAAAAAUGAUUGUUAAGGAGACAGUAAGGUUUCAUCCUUUAGCUCCGUUAUUAGCUCCAAGAGAAUCGAGGGAAGAGUGUGAGAUUAAUGGCUAUGUUAUACCUAAAGGCACAAUGGCUCUUGUCAAUUUUUGGGCAAUUUCAAGGGAUCCAAACUAUUGGCAAAAUCCUGAAAUAUUUGAUCCAGAGAGAUUUAAUGAUAGUCACCUUGAUUUUAUUGGAGCACAUUUCGAGUUUACGCCUUUUGGCACAGGAAGGAGAAUCUGUCCAGGGUUAUCAUUUUCAAUGGCUACUGUUGAACUUAGUAUAGCACUAUUACUAUACCAUUUUGACUGGAAACUUCCAAAUGGAAUGAACCCUCAUGAACUAGACAUGACUGAGAAAUUUGGCAAUGCUCUUGAAAGGAAAAACAACUUGUUCUUGAUUCCUUUGCCCUAUGUUCGUGCCUAAUGCAGGACACAAGAGCCCUAUAUCUAUAUAUAAUUCUACUAUAAGAAUAAAGUUGUAUCAAGAUUCCAUUUUGUCUUUCCAUUGUACUGUAAAAGAUAUGCAUUUCUAUCGUUUUAGUAUAUGUUACAAGAACACCUUAUAGUAGACAUUCAAGUCCCAUAUCUUCUUAAUUUUCUUUCAUUUCAAAGUUUGUUUCACUAUUCAUGCUUCUUUGAGUUUUUCAAAAACACCACAAGGUGUGUGUUAGGUCCUCCAAAAGUAAUACAUUUUUACGGGUGAGACUUUAUUUUUGGAGAGUCAGAGCAAUAAAGGAUGAAACUGUUAAAAGAGAAGUUAUGAAAGCAACAAUACACACCUAGUCCGUAACCAAAAACGAGUCUUUUGUCUUCCAUAGUUUUUCAAACAGGACAUAACCAUCUAAGGCCAGCCCUAAGUCUAAGUUGAAGUUACAGGGCUGGGAGGUAUGAGUUGAUCGGAUGCAGGGAAGCCCGGGCAAUCCGUUCCUAUCAAUCAUUCGUCAGGAACAAGAAAGGGUGCUUUGCCAAUGACUGAGGAAGGUCGUCUGCUGUGUCUUACCGAUUCUCCGAAGACCAUACCAACACUAGU
Solanum lycopersicum (tomato) is the source of this 2150-nucleotide messenger RNA. RefSeq names its product premnaspirodiene oxygenase-like. The record is from RefSeq and is a predicted model, not a curated record. Gene Ontology annotation, molecular function: monooxygenase activity; oxidoreductase activity, acting on paired donors, with incorporation or reduction of molecular oxygen; heme binding. Lineage: Eukaryota; Viridiplantae; Streptophyta; Magnoliopsida; Solanales; Solanaceae.